Messenger RNA from Leishmania mexicana MHOM/GT/2001/U1103, 2448 nucleotides. RefSeq lists its product as hypothetical. Lineage: Eukaryota; Euglenozoa; Kinetoplastea; Trypanosomatida; Trypanosomatidae. The transcript has a single exon. The record is from RefSeq and is a predicted model, not a curated record. The coding region runs from base 1 to 2448 and encodes 815 amino acids.
AUGCUGCUCGCAUCGGGGUCGUCGUUCCGCGGCACCCAGUACGGCGCCCAUCAUCAUCACUCCGUCCACCAUCAGAGUGGUGCCUUUUACGGCGCAGGCACCGCCACGCUCGAGAUGUCAAAUCUCUACCAGAGCCCCGGCAGCAUCAACGUUACCGUCAGCGCGAACAGCAACAACCCGUACAUUGGAGUGCGCAUGACGCCGGAGACGACACUACUGCAGCCACAGUCGGCCGCGCAUGGCCGCAGUGCCGAAGCGGGCCCCCGCACCGAGCCGAACCAGCACGAUACAAGGUUUAGAGAGGCGCAGCAGCCGUGGAUGACAUCGGCACUGCCGGUGCAGGUAGUGCCGGUGUACGUGCACGGCUCGCGCCACAGCAACCCGCAGUCGUCCCCGGUCGCCGCCGCUCUGGGAGAGGGCAAUAGGAACUCCAGCGGCGCCGCUCGCGCCGCCUCGGAGGGCUACGCCAUCAUGACGAACCGACCGCCGGGGCUCAUACCCACCGCGAUAAACCAACUUGAUCGCGCCUACCUCGAGCCUCGUUCCCCGGUGCCCCCACAGCAGCAGCAGCAGCGCGUCCCUCAUAUUUAUCUGUCCCAUGCGGCGGCCAUGCCAGCAGCAGGGUCGACAACCAUUUCAAUCGGCAGCACCAGCGUAGGUGACGCCAGCGGCACCCGCAGUGUCGCCUGCGACGCGACGCGGCAGUUUUCUUCCUUUCCCGCCGUCGCGGUCUCGGUCUCGCCAGUGCCGUUGGAGGAGAUGGAGCCGGCCCCCGACGGCUGCAGCAGCUCCAGCCUUACUGCAUCCAUUGCAGCAGACGACGACUUGCCGCGUCGACAGCUAGCCAUCCCUGCUCGCUCGCCUCAUCGCCCAUAUAAAGCGGUGAGCCCUGCACGGCCGCGGUGCGCCAUUCAAUCCCCGUUCUCAACGCCCCCACGCUACCGGGGCGCGUGUGCCUAUGCGCUGGGCUCGUCGCAGACGGGCCUGCCGAGCGACACAGAACCCCAAUCCACACCCGCCUCUAGUGACACGGCCGCGGCACCGCUCUAUCCACGCCAGCACAGCCGCAACGACGCAGGCGCGCGCUCGGCAGACGGCGACAAAGUUCAGGGCUACAGCGACAGGCGUCUCCCAUCUCAGCAGAGCUACGGUGGAGCGUCGUCAGCGAAAGGUGUGCCGGCGCACGCGUUGGCCGAGGUCGGCGCUGCUCAGGGCCGGCCGUUGCCAUCAGUGCAGCUCAUGCCUGCCGCUUCCACAGACGGCAAGAGUGGCGCUGUGCAAGCGCCAAAGGAGAGCCGUCCACGGAGUGGCGCAGCGGCGUAUCAAGCGCAGGGCGAGAACGACGUCGAGGACUCCGACGAGGAUGGAAAGGGUGGCGACGAGGAGGAGGGGUCUCUCGCUGCACCAGAUGCCGCACAGAGGAAGAAGAAGCGCGUGCGUCGUAACCGCAAGCCAAAGGCGCUGGAGGAUCUGCCUCCGGUCACGUCCAUGAAGUACCUCCCACCACCGCCACCGCCACCACCGGCGUUGCCGAGACAACCCGACCACGCAGGCGCUGCAGCUAACGACGCGUCGUCGUCCUCCGCGUUCGACAGGUACUACGCAGUACUGCUGCGGUGGUACGCGCGCUUGCUUGCCGACGAGGCCGACGUUGUGGACAUCGCCACCGCAAGUAGCUUUGAUGCCGCCACGGCGGUGGCUGCCAUGAGCACGGAGGCACGUCAGGCCCGCGACGGCGGCUACGCCGUGGAUGAUAAGCUGCCGUCUGCCUGUCCACUGCAGUACCUACACUCCGGCUCCAUCAGCUCGCCUAUGGGCUCUAUCUCUCUGUCGCUCAUGUUGAAGCCGUCGCUUGCCUACUUUGGCAGCAGCGGUAGCGGUAGUGGCAGAAACGCUGAGGUGCACGUUCGAUGCCCCCGUAUUGAGCAGUACAUGGAUGCGUGCGACAUUCCGGCCGAGCUGCGUCUCUUCCCUACCCCCAACACCGCGGAGACACAGGCAACUGGCGCUGCCCCGGCGGCGCUGCCGCACUCCGUGAAGGACGUGCCGAGCGCGGUGCGUUGGGCGCGCGACCUCCAGACGUGGUGGUUCUGCUACCUCUUCCCGCACGCGGCUCACACGCGUCACCAGCCGCCCGCUGCGUGGCCGCAGAUGCCGCCGGCCUCCAUGUCGCCGGGACGUCUCACCAUCCCGCACACAGGCUCUGGCGGAGUCCCACAGGACUAUCCCUACCGCUGGUCAACCACAGUGCCGCAGCCGAUGAUGAUGAACUCCAUACCGGGGGUAUGCAACGUGCAUGACAGUGCUGCAAUGGGCAGUGGUCACCCCAUGACUGCAAACAGGGUUCGCUCAUCAGUCGUUGCGCACAUGCCCAUGCAGCAUCAGAUGCCGCCCCCUCCACCGCGGAUGCCGCCAGGAUAUUUGAAGGUCCUGCACUCGACCUACUAA